This is a messenger RNA of Hemibagrus wyckioides, 4811 nucleotides long. It is a transcript of the gene vezf1a, whose product is annotated as vascular endothelial zinc finger 1a. The record is from RefSeq and is a predicted model, not a curated record. Gene Ontology annotation, biological process: regulation of transcription by RNA polymerase II. NCBI's taxonomy places the organism in Eukaryota, Metazoa, Chordata, Actinopteri, Siluriformes, Bagridae. The coding region runs from base 102 to 1592 and encodes 496 amino acids. The transcript is spliced from 7 exons. Gene Ontology annotation, molecular function: DNA-binding transcription factor activity; RNA polymerase II cis-regulatory region sequence-specific DNA binding. Gene Ontology annotation, cellular component: nucleus.
GUUCGGCCCUGGGGUUACAGGAAGUUGUAGCAGCUGCCAUGUUGAGCUGCUUUGUUGUAGAUUUCUUGUAGGUUUUCCAGCAGAUUUUUUAAAGUGUGGCAAUGGAGCCGAGCUGGAGUACCUUCCUGUUUCAGCAGGCCAAUGAUGCCCUGCACCACCAGCAUCAGGUGGGCCCAAACAGCCUGCUGCCGCUGCUUAACGCCGGCACCGAGCCGCAGGACCAGAAGCCCAUCAUGCCCAUCCAGCUGGAUCAGAAGCCCCCAGUGAGCUCCGCUGACCUCCUGAAGGACAGCAUGGGCAGCGUGACGGGCGCUGGAGGAGGAGGGGGAGGAGGGGGCCACGGUGGUGGAGGAGGAGGCAUAGGAGCACCGAUGCCCAUAAUAAAGAAAGAACCCAAAAGCAAAACGCCGUUCAUCUGCGGUUACUGCAACAAGGCCUUCCGAGAUAGCUACCACUUGCGACGGCACGAGUCGUGUCACACCGGGGUCAAGAUGGUGUCGCGACCUAAAAAGACAGCACAGACCACGGCGCCCACCAUGGUGCCACUGCUCUCAAGCAUGACACGAGAAAACAACGCUAACCCCUCCUACAUCCUCACUACAGCCGCCACGUCGGCCUCGGGGGUCAUGGUGCCGACCUCCACGGUUGCUGGGUGCCAGCCGAGCGCGCCCAAAAAGCCAGCCAAGCCUGUGAAGAAGAACCACGGGUGCGAGAUGUGCGGCAAGGCCUUCCGUGAUGUCUACCACCUGAACAGGCACAAGCUGUCUCACUCGGACGAGAAGCCGUUCGAGUGCCCGAUCUGCCAGCAGCGAUUCAAGAGGAAAGACCGCAUGACCUAUCACGUGCGCUCGCAUGAUGGCGGCGUGCACAAGCCCUACGUCUGCUCCGUUUGUGGGAAGGGCUUCUCCAGGCCUGAUCAUCUCAGCUGCCACGUCAAACAUGUGCAUUCCUCAGAGAGGCCGUUUAAAUGCCAAGUAACGGCCUGCACAUCAGCCUUCGCCACCAAAGACAGACUGCGCUCUCACAUGAUCCGCCACGAGGGCAAGGUCACGUGUAACAUCUGCGGCAAGAUGCUCAGCGCCGCCUACAUUACCAGCCACUUAAAGACGCACGGCCAGACCAACUUCAACAACUCCUGCAACAAAGGAGACUGGCAGUGGAACUCCUCAGGGCUGCAAAAAGGAGACUGGCAGUGGAACUCCUCAGGGCUGCAAAAAGACAACACUGACGUGUGCCAUUCGGGCUCAGUCACGCCCGUCACGGUGUCUGUGCCCGCCACUACGCCGAUGAGCCGCGCCAACGCCAGCACGGCCGUGACCAUCGGCGCUCAGAUGAACCUGAGCACCACGGUAAACACGGUGAACAUCACAUCAGCGCCAGUGAGCCUGCAGCACCCGGUCACCAUCACCGGCCCAGUGAACAUCGCCUCGGUCAACAUCCCAGCCACGGCGUCGCCCAUGAACAUCGCCCAUCCGGUUGCCAUCACCACGCCCAUGCCCAUGAACAUCGCCGCGCCUCUCAACAUCGCCAUGCGGCCCAUGGAGAGCAUGCCCUUCCUCUCGCAGGUCCUGCCUUCCUCGCCGCCAUGGUGAACCGCACCCCAGCUUCAUUAACCUGAUUCUCCCAACCAGCUGACUCCGCCCCCUUCCCUCAGCCAGCGAGUGUUUACUCUACUCUUGUGGCUCGGUCCUACAGCCACAUCACAACAGCGCUGCAACCAUGAUGGAGUUUUAUACCCAGUUUUUGUGAAGGAUUUCUUACCUAGAUUUGAUUCAUUCGAGAUGAAUAUUUAGCGACACUGAGCACGCAGACCUCGCUGCAAGGUUUUUCAAAGACAAAUGCAAUAAGUGCUGAUUUUUUUAAAAAAUAUAUAUAUAUAUAUUAUUUUUUUUUCUUUCCCAGAACAUUGGGAUUUCUUUUUACAUUGUUUAGCUGUAGCCUGCUAAUCAGUAUUUAAUAUUUUUGCGAGUUGUAAAGGGAUAAAGGCUUUUUACUGAGUGAGAGGGAGGUGGUUGGUUUUUUUUAAAUGUUUUACAGAGAAGGCUUGCUGAUUUAUCAUUCAAGGUACGGAAACUGUAUGUUAUUGUACAGUUGCGUAUGCUGGUGUUUGUGUUUUAACCGACUACAAUUUUUUAUUUUAUUUUUUUGUUUUUUCCUUUCCUUCGGCGGUGGUGUUCCUGGCACUGACUCAUGACUGUUAUUUUUUUUCCUGCUCUGUUUAUUAAGGAUGGCUGGAGUGUGCUUUGUUUACUCGAUCGUCAGCAGUUAGGAUUCACUUUCUUUUUUCUUUUUUCUUUUUAAUCAGGAACAGAUAGAGUAAAGAUUCUUGCACUGAAAGCAUAUCCCUCGUGUACAACACCAGUAUUAUCAAAGAUCAAACAUCGGGGAAUCAGCCUGGACAGAACCGGGCCGGUUUGAGACUGGCGAAAGCUGCACCUCAAAAGUUCGAGUUCACUUUGAUUUGGACUGAAUUUCUGUCGAAAAACUAGUAGGUAGUGUUUUAUACCAUUGUUUUUAAUCUUACCAUGAACUUCAUUUAGUUUUUUUUUCCCCUUUCUUUUAAUAAGGGCCCUGUUAAGAGGAAUUUUCUGCUCAGGAAACCCAGUAAACUACUUUUAUAUUUUAUUUGAAUAAUAAUAUCCAGCAUCCUGGACUUCUCAUUUUGUAAAUAUUUAUUUCUUCACACACCCUUUUUCCCUCAUGAUGAUGGAGGGAUAAACCAAGCAACUGAUCUCACCGUCCAUUUUUAAUGGAACUCUUCCAUCAUGGUCCUUGAUGAGAAAUCAGACUCCUUGCCUUGCCUCAUGCACAUGUGCGAUUUGAAGCGCGCCUUCAUCGACUUUCCACCCUCUCGAGUGGCCACUUGCAGCGAAGGCAAUGUCAUUAAAGCUAUUUCCUGUAUGCUGGAUUCCUAAUGAACUACUGUGCUACUCGAACAAGCCAAGGUACUCGAGCCGACCUCUGAGUUUCCGAAGAAGACGCCGUAUUAGCUGCUUGUGGCAGACAGCCAGCGCUUCCUCACUACACACUGCUUCAGAAACAAAGACGUGAACUUGCUUCAGUCAGUCGAAUACAUCUUGCUCUAAACAUGUACUAGUUUUUAAAAAUCAAGUCUUCCCAGCUACAGGGAAGCACCAACAACCAAUCAGAUUACAAGCUUUAAAAGCUGUGGGCAGAGCUUCUAAUUCUAGUAAUGAAUUCCAUCGUGUACAGAUGGGCAUAUUGGCUACAUUACUAUGUGAAUGUGGUACAUUUAAUUUUUUAUUAUUAUUAAACGUUGGUCACGUUUCCAAACAACGCAAUUGCAAUUCGGAUUCCCUCUAAAGUCCACGAGGUCACUUCACUAGCUGCAUCGUCAACAUGGUUGCUAGGCAACAAAUGGUGAUCAUUUGUUACACAUUGUUCCAAGAGUCAUGACAGUCUUGUUCAUGUAGUCGUUAGGUCUUUAGUUAGUUACUGGAGCACUCGAUUGAUGUGACGGACAGAGAAGACGUACGCGUGUGUGUAAAGGCGGGUUUCAUCUCCACAUUAAGUUCGCUGAGGCCUAUAGGAAUCUCCAAGUCUCCCGGAUUGAAACAAUGGCGAUGGAGUUUCCAUUAAAGGGAAGUCAACCAGGGCGUGUUUACAAACUGGACGUUAGUGAGAACAAUUUUUUGUUUUUGGUUUUUUUUUGCUCUCAGUCAGAUCAUAUUUUGAUUCAGGAGACUGGCGACUCAAACAUGCUUUAUAGGAGACGAGUCCUGAUCGCUGGGGACCACUACGAGGGUUUGGAGCCCUGCCAAUGUGAGUCUAGGUACACUGUGUGAACCACUAACGGUGCACAGCUCUGUGUUAGUAUUUUUUUUUUUUCUUUUCCAUUUGAACUUAUUUUGCAACUCGCUCCAGGACACUGAGUGUGGACUUGGUGCAGAGAUGACACUAAUUUAGGAGGUUUUUCUUUGUACGGUAUUGAUCAGUAGUUUCAGGCAUGUGCCGAGAAUCGGUUUUACGAUAAAAUGCAAUAAUCACAUGCACAAUAUUCUCAUCGUUCUCGUCGACAUGUCACAACACCAUCCGUUCACGAGCCUAUAUAAAGGCGGCGUCUUGUGGGUCAAGUUUACAAAAAUUCAACAAAAGUUCUCUGCCUUAAUCAGUCGCUGUAAACUGUAAGAAAGAAGAGUUUAGAGAAAUGAAACAGCGGCACAUGCCUGAGUGUAACCCUGAAGUGGAAACUGAUAUCAAAACGCAGGAGGAAUUACAUUCACACGUCAACCAAAAAAUAAAUAAAUAAAUUCACCACAUGCAGGUGAGGGUUAUUUUCUUAGUUCUCUUUGGUUUUUAUUUUUUUGUAUUAUUUUAUUAUUAUUAUUAUUAUUAUUAUUAUUAUUAUUAUUAUUAUUUUUACAGAUUUCAUUUGUUGCCUCGUUUUUAUUUGCCAAGUCCGCACCAGUUUUGAGGUCUUGAACUCUGAGUUGAUGUGUGUAUGAAUGGAGUCGUUCUUGGCUCCUGCAUGAGCUGAACACUUUGGGAAACCCCUGUGAAGAAGGCAGUUGAAUGUAUAUCUUUGUACAAAACACGGUUUAGCUCUGAGGACGUGGUAGUUACCGUACAAAUAGAGACGCGAGUGACGGAGACGCGAGAUAACCUUUUAUAAGAACCUUUUUAUUAGAACAUUAACAACAGUAAUUUUUUUUUUUGUAUAUAUAUGAAGACUAGGCUUUCUGAUUAGCAGAAAGAGGAAACAUUCCUACAUUUUUUUUAAAUGUAUGUUUGUCAGAAAGAGUUAUGUAAACAUGCCCAAUGUUUUAUGUGCCUUUUAUUUGGGUUGUCUA